GAAGCUGUCCUAGGACAUGCGGAAAGGAAAGAGCGAAUGACCCUGUGCAGGGGGCAAAAUAGAGGUGGGAUGAUACGAGAUCAGUGAUCUGAAGCCUGGUGAGAAAAAGAGAUCUCGGGAUAGAAAGGGUGCAGAAGUAGGUUGAGCCCUGGUCAUUGGCGGAGGGAGGAAAGAAAUGCAUUUAAAGGGACCCUAAGGCCCAGAAUAAGGUAGACAUUUAAAGGGACAGGUGAUCCGAAGAGAAGAGACAUUUAAAGGUGCAGAUAUACCCAAGAUAGGGCAAAUUUUAAACCUGCUCGGCAGACGGAGAUAUCUAAAGUGGUUCCCUCAACCCCGGAACUCAGGGUAUGGCCUCCUGCAUCCUGUAGACCUGGCGGCCUCUCAGUACAUACGGCCCCAAUUUGGGGUUCUGAGUGGCUACUGGAAAGCCUUGCAAAAGAGCACAGAGGGCAGGACCAUGGCAUCUAGGGCCUCUGAACUGCCCCCAGGAUCAGGGCGCAGCGUGACAGCAGGCAUCAUCAUUGUUGGAGAUGAGAUCCUUAAGGGACACACGCAAGAUACCAACACUUACUUUCUUUGCCGGACCCUGCGCUCCCUGGGGGUCCAGGUUUGCCGAGUCUCUGUUGUGCCUGAUGAAGUAGCCACCAUUGCAUCCGAGGUCAACUCAUUCUCCAGGCGCUUCACUCACGUCCUCACCGCGGGGGGCAUCGGCCCCACUCAUGAUGAUGUUACCUUUGAGGCAGUGGCACAGGCUUUUGGGGAGGAGCUCAAACCACACCCUGAGCUCCAAGCAGCCAUCAAAACCCUAGGAGGGGAGGGUUGGGAGAAGCUGUCGAUGGUGCCCUCCUCUGCCCGCCUGCAUUACGGUACAGAUCCUCGAACCGGCCACCCCUUCAGAUUCCCGCUGGUCUCUGUCCGAAAUGUCUACCUCUUCCCAGGAAUUCCGGAGCUUCUGCGACGAGUUUUGGAGGGACUGAAAGGGCUGUUCCAAAACACAGCUGUGCAGUUCCACCUGAAGGAGUUGUAUGUGGCCGCGUCAGAGGGCUCUAUCGCCCCCAUCCUGUCGGAGGCUCAGGCCCACUUUGGGCGUAGGCUUAGCCUGGGUUCCUACCCUGACUGGAGCAGCAACUACUUUCAAGUGAAGCUGAUUCUAGACUCCGAGGAAAAAGAGCCCUUGGAGGAAUGUCUGGCCUAUCUGACUGCACGUCUGCCCCAAGGAUCACUGGUCCCCUACCAGCCCGAUGCUGUUGAGAAGGCUGGUGAGGCUGUGUACAAACUCGCGGAGUCAGGCUCUUGUCUGGGGAAGAAGGUAGCAGGUGCCCUACAGACCAUCGAGACUGCCCUGGCUCAGUACCAUCUCUCCCAGCUCUGCGUGGGCUUCAAUGGGGGCAAGGACUGCACCGCACUCCUGCACCUCUUCCAUGCAGCCGUGCAGAGAAAAUUUCCUGAUGUUCCAAAACCUCUCCAGAUCCUGUACAUUCGUAGCAUCUCGCCCUUCCCUGAGUUGGAACAGUUUCUGCAGGACACCAUCAAGAGGUAUAAUCUCCAGGUGUUAGAAGCCGAGGGUAACAUGAAGCAGGCCCUGGGUGAGCUUCAGGAAAAGCACCCCCAGCUGGAGGCUGUCCUGAUGGGCACUCGACGGACUGACCCCUACUCCUGUAGCCUCAGCCAUUUCAGUCCCACCGACCCUGGCUGGCCUUCAUUCAUGAGAAUCAACCCGCUGCUGGACUGGACCUACAGAAACAUCUGGGAGUUUCUGCGGCAGCUGUUUGUCCCAUACUGCAUCCUAUAUGACAGAGGGUACACAUCCCUGGGGAGUCGGGAAAACACAACGCAGAAUCCGGCCCUGAAGUGCCUGAGCCCAGGAGGACACCCUGUCUACCGUCCAGCAUACCUACUGGAGAAUGAGGAUGAGGAGAGAAAUUCCAGAAUGUGAUCUCACACAAGCUGGGGACAAGACAGAGGGAAGGGGGCUGGCCUGGGCUACCUGUCAUGUCAGUAAAGUGUACCUCACACCCCAUUGUUGGUGCCUGUUGCUCUGGCUGUGCCUUCCUGGUCCGAGGUCAAGGGAGGCUGACAGAUCUGAACUGGCAGUGCUCCCUCGGGGGUCCAGGAGUAACAUAGAACAUACUAGAAAGGAGCUGCUCCAGAUGGGUCUCAGUGUCAACCACAGCCAGAGCCCACCAAAGGAGAGGAGGCAACCAGGCAGAGCACUGCCUGCAUGGACGGGAAGUUGAGCUUUCCUGGCUGUGGAGGACAGAGGAUGGAGCAGCCAAGCCCGCCUGCCCGCCCUAACCACCAUUCCUGUCUGAAAGGCUGAGUCAGCCUGCUCAGAGGCCCAGAACCUUCUUUUGCUAGACCCUAGAGCCUUUGUUUUUAGUCAUGAGGCCUGAAGGGGUGGGGACAGUGAAUAAAAGGUCCCAAAGGCA
Messenger RNA from Mus musculus (house mouse), 2429 nucleotides. It is a transcript of the gene Flad1, whose product is annotated as flavin adenine dinucleotide synthetase 1. The transcript is spliced from 8 exons. The record is from RefSeq and is marked validated. The coding region runs from base 458 to 1936 and encodes 492 amino acids. Gene Ontology annotation, biological process: FAD biosynthetic process. Gene Ontology annotation, molecular function: FAD diphosphatase activity; catalytic activity; identical protein binding. NCBI's taxonomy places the organism in Eukaryota, Metazoa, Chordata, Mammalia, Rodentia, Muridae. Gene Ontology annotation, cellular component: nucleus; cytosol; cytoplasm.